CCCUGUAGCCACGCCUCUUUCCAUAGCCCCGCCCCUUAUUUCCACUCUCCACAGCACUAUUUCCCUUGCGUACUUUGGCCACGCCCCUCCGGUAUUGGCCACGCCCCUCUCGCGGCGACCACGCCCCUCCCGUCUUGGCCCCGCCCCCCCGUCUUGGCCCCGCCCCCUGCCAUGUCGGACUCGGUGCUGCUGCUCCGCCGUGUUCGGGACCGCAGCUCCGGUGCAGGGGACGCGGCCCCAUCCGGUCCCGUUGGGGGUCCCGCUCCGGUCCCAUCCCCCCGCCGCAAACGGGGCCGUCGCCGCCGGUUCUACCCCGAGCACCGCGUGUACCGGGCGCGCUGCUCCUUCCUGGACCUGAGCGAGGAGCAGGUGCUGCGGCGUUACCGGCUCGACAAGGCCGCGAUCGCCGGGCUGUGCCGGGAGCUGGGCGCCGACCUGGAGAGCCUGACCGGCCGCAGCCACGCGUUACCGGUAGCCGUCAAGGUGACGUCCGCCCUCACCUUCCUGGCGUCCGGCUCCUUCCAGACGGCCACGCGGGACAGCACCGGCAUCAGCCAGUCGGCCAUGUCCAACUGCUUGGCGCAGUUCCUCGAGGCCCUGCAGCGCCGGGCGGCGCGGUUCAUCACCUUCCCGACGCCGGUGCGCGCCGCUGCCGCUACCGGAGCCUUCCCCGGCGUGCUGGGCCUCGUGGGCAGCAUGCACGUGGCGCUGCGGGCGCCGUCCGAGAACGAGCCCGCUUACCGCAACGCCGGCAACUACCACUCCAUGAACAUGCAGGUGGUGUGCGACGGCACCGGCACCAUCACCAACGUCGUGGCCAAGUUCCCCGGGUCGUGCCCCAAUGCUGCCGUGCUGGAGAACUCGGCCUUGGCUCGGUUGUUGGAGGGGGCUCGGCCUGAUGGAGCCUGGCUGCUGGGUGACCGGAGCUACCCAUUGAAACCAUGGCUGAUGACCCCGAUCGCGGCUCCGCGCGGCGCGGCCGAGGAGCGGUACAACACCCUGCACCACCAGGCCCUGUCCGCGCUGCGCCGGACGCUGGCACUGCUGCGGCUGCGCUUCGGCUGCCUGGACAAGGGCAGGGGGUGCCUGCAAUACGCACCCCAAAAGGUUUGCCAGAUCUUCCUGGCCUGUUGCAUCCUGCACAACAUUGCCCUGCGCCGGCGCAUGCCCCUGGAGCUGCCCGACGGCGGCGGCACCACCGAAGCCACCGAACCCGAGCCGCCGGUGCCGGCACCACCAGGGCACAUCUCCAGUGAGGCCAGGGCCGUGCGGGCGCGGAUCGUGCAGCAGGUCAAGGAUGGGCUCGGAUGAGACCCCCCCCGUCCAUGAGAUCUGGGGGGGAUUUG
Messenger RNA from Melopsittacus undulatus (budgerigar), 1346 nucleotides. RefSeq names its product putative nuclease HARBI1. The transcript has 2 exons. Bases 172 to 1311 code for a protein of 379 amino acids. Lineage: Eukaryota; Metazoa; Chordata; Aves; Psittaciformes; Psittaculidae. The record is from RefSeq and is a predicted model, not a curated record.